AUGUCGUGUGUACGACUUGCCGCGGUGCGGGGCAGCCAAGCAACAACACGGAGCUGGCUGCUUUCUCUUUACAAUUGCAAUGCAUCAUAUCCUCAAUCUGGACCAUCAAGACUGUCGCUCGGAUGGGCACUUGAGUCGCCCAAACCUCACCAACACCGACUGACCUUGAAGUCCCGACCUUUUCAUUCAGCGCAGAAUCGAAAGAAGCAAGCUCGCAACGCGCAAGAAUCCGGAGAGAAAAGCUCAAAAGAGUUCUCGCAUACUCUCCAUCUUCCGAGCACCGCUUUCAGCAUCCGCGCCAAUGCAGCCCAACGAGACAAGCUCUUCUAUGACCGUACUUGCACAGAACUCUACCAGUGGCAACGUGCAAGGCCUAACCCUUCUGGCGAAUUUGUAUUUCACGAUGGCCCACCAUACGCCAACGGUAACCUCCAUUGCGGUCAUGCACUCAACAAGGUUCUCAAAGACAUUACCAAUCGAUAUCAAGUGCUUCAAGGCAAGCGAGUGCAUUUCAUGCCGGGAUGGGACUGCCACGGUCUACCCAUCGAAACUAAAGCACUCGCAAGCAUGACCGCGGAUCAAAGGCAAGCAUUAUCCCCGCAGGAUAUCCGUAGAAAGGCACGCAAAGAAGCCGUCAAAGCCAUUGAAACUCAGAAAAAGGAGUUUAGCCAGUUCGGCAUCAUGGCAGACUGGAGUAACGCUGCCACCUACCGUACGCUCGACCCUGGUUACGAAGCUCGACAGUUGCGCGUCUUCGGCGAGAUGGUGCGUAAAGGUCUCAUAUACCGUCAAUACCGCCCUGUGUACUGGUCGCCAUCCAACCAUACCGCGUUAGCCGAAUCAGAGCUUGAGUACCGUGAAGAUCAUCUCAGCAAUGCUGUCUACGUUGCCUUCAAGCUGACCGCCGGUCCAAAGCUGCUGCACAAGCUAGCCCACCAAUCUCCGCUUGCAGAAGAUCUACAUGCCAUCAUUUGGACCACCACCCCAUGGUCACUACCUUCCAACAUGGCUAUCAACGCCAAUCCUGAUCUCGAGUACAGCAUCGUUCGAUCAUUGAAGAAACAAGGAUCUUACUAUCUUGUUGGUUCCGAUCGCGUCGAAGCCUUGGAAUCACUCCCGUCGAGUCUUUUUGCGGGUCCAGAUGACGGUGAACCGAAGACGCUGGGGCCGAUGGAGGAGAUCACUCGCAUCCGCGGAACUGACCUGUGCGACUCGGUCUAUCGCUCGCCUUUGAGUGCGCCUGACAGCUCACCAAGACCGAUCUUGAUGGCCGAUUACGUUACAGCACUUUCCGGAACUGGGCUCGUUCAUUCGGCACCCGCCCAUGGUGCGGAAGACUACCAGAUUUGGAAGCAACAAGGUCACAUUGAGCGACACGGGAUAUUUUCUCCUAUCAACGAUGAGGGGCGAUACUCUUCCGAUAUUCUGCAAAUCGACAAAGUGUCUAGCAAAACAUCGACACUUGGUCAUCGACUGAUCGGUAAAGAGGUGCUCGGCGAAGGAGCGCAGGAGGUGAUAUCUAUCUUGAAGGAACGUGGUGCUUUGGUCUCGGUACAGACACUGCGCCACAAGUAUCCUUAUGACUGGCGAUCCAAGCAGCCAGUCAUCGUGAGGGCAACUGCACAGUGGUUCGCUAAUCUCGACGACAUCAAACAACGAGCGAUUGCGGCGCUUAAAGACGUCACCUUUGUUCCAGCUGGAUCGCGUGCACGUCUCGAGUCGUUUGUCUUGGGCCGCUCGGAAUGGUGCAUCUCUCGACAGCGUGUUUGGGGUGUUCCCAUUCCGGUGCUGUACGAUAUGGCGACUGAUGAGCCGUUGAUGACGGUCGAAAACAUCGAGCACAUUGCAUCCGUCUUGGAAAGGAAAGGUACCGAUUACUGGUGGGAAGCCGACGCCGAGGUGUUUGUUGCGCCACCGUACCGCGAAGUGGGCCGCAAAUGGCGCAAGGGCCAAGACACAGUGGACGUAUGGUUCGACAGCGGUACCUCGUGGGCAACGCUCCGAGACCAAAUCGCUCGUGACUCCAAUCAAACUUUACCUGCAAAGCGGGGCCAUAUCGCGGACGUCUACCUGGAAGGCUCAGACCAGCAUCGUGGCUGGUUUCAGUCUUCGCUCAUCACCGCCAUAGCGACUACACCAGAAGGUCAGAAGCCGAUUGCUCCCUACAAGACAGUCGUGACACACGGAUACGUGCUCGACAAUGAAAGUCGCAAGAUGAGUAAGAGUCUCGGUAACGUCAUAUCACCCUUGCACAUCAUCCAAGGGGGCAAGGGGGCGGACGAACCGGCUUACGGCAUCGACGUCUUGCGUCUGUGGGUAGCUAGAAGCGAUUAUACUGCUGAUCCGCCAAUCGGUAGCACAAUCGUUCACAAGACUGCGGAGACGCUACGCAAGCUUCGAAACACCGCCCGCUUCAUGCUGGCUAAUCUGCCCAAUACUGGUGAUGUACCCAAGCUCGAUCGGUCAAAGAUGCGACUGCUGGACCGCUUUGUCUUGCAAGACCUUUAUCAGCUUGAACGAGCGUGUGCUGCCGCGUACGAGUCUUAUGAUUUUGCACAGGUCGUUCGUCGGCUGACCGAAUUCGCCAGCUCGACGAUGUCAAAUCUAUACCUCGACGUAGGAAAGGACAGCCUCUACCUUGAUGGAGCUGAAAACGAGAGGCGUAGGUCGAUGGUAGCAAUCAUCGAUCAGAUUCUGCGCACCAUGAUGGGAAUCAUGGCACCGAUCACACCUUUCUUGAGCGAAGAAAUCUUCCAUUUUCUCAACGGUGCAACCAAGGAUCCAGCUGAAGGCACAUUGUCAGCUGCAUCUGUCUUUACAAUUGGCUGGCCUCGGGUUGAUGAAAUUUGGAAUGAUCAGCAGGCUGCAGCUGACUGUAGGCAGCUUCUCAAGCUGCGUGAUACUUGCCUAGCACUGAUUGAAGAGGCGAGACAGGCCUCACACAUCAAGACCGCGUUCGAAGUCGACAUUGACCUUAUCAUUCAACAUGACUCACCACUGGCAUCGCUCCUGCAGACGUACAACCUGGAGUUGACUGAAUUGUUCAACGUAGCACUGGUGAUCGUGACCAAGAAAGGCCAAGACGAAAAUCAAGGCAGUUUGGUCACCGGAUACAGCGAAGACGGGAUAAAGAUCCAGGUGCGACGAUCUUCACGCCAUCGUUGUCGGCGCUGUCGCACUCUUCGCAAGGAGAAAGAGUCAGACCGUCUCUGCUAUCGCUGUCAAGCGGUUGUAGAUGGGCUCUCCUUGUGA
Molecule: messenger RNA, 3252 nt
Organism: Mycosarcoma maydis (corn smut)
Lineage: Eukaryota; Fungi; Basidiomycota; Ustilaginomycetes; Ustilaginales
Product: putative isoleucine-tRNA ligase
Exons: 2
Coding region: 1-3252 (1083 amino acids)
Biological process (GO): isoleucyl-tRNA aminoacylation
Cellular component (GO): cytosol
Molecular function (GO): aminoacyl-tRNA deacylase activity; ATP binding; isoleucine-tRNA ligase activity
Source: RefSeq, a predicted model, not a curated record